UUUCUUGCUGAGUAGCUUGCAAUUUCUCCUUUUUCCGGGGAGAUCCGGGGAGUGUUGCAGCCACCACAUGAGUCGCAUUUCUUGAAAAUGCUGAGUGCAUCUGUAUCGACAUCGAGCUGCCGACUGCGGAGCGCAUUUCAUUGCCCGUUGUGCCGCUGGAGUAAUCUGUAGUAACACUUCCUUUUGGCAUCUUGUCCCCAUGCGAAGAACCUAGCCCGUUUGACUUGUGUUUCGGCUUCCCGUGCGGUCAGGAAAGGGUGACGCUCGCGUCGUUUGUUCUUUUAUGAGGCUCCUCCAUUCUCCUCGGUCUCAGCGCUCGAAAGCGAGACCAGCGGCAAAAUACUCAACACCUUAGUCGUUUGUGUAGUUUUGUUUAUUGUUUGCUUUCGAACUGCUCGAACAUUCUUCAGAGGAAAUGGCGAAGAAGCGCCAAAGAGGAGAGACUGACGGGGAGGCCCGCGGUGUCACCGCCCCUCCAUCGGCUGCCGAGGUCCACUCGCAAACGAAGAGAAGAAAAGGUGGGGAUCGUUGGAAGCAAGUGAUGUUGGAUGCGGCGACGUUGCGUGAGUGUCAGAUGGAGGGGAUGGCCGAACUGGAAGAGCUGGAUGGCGGUGAAGCGCUUAUUUUCGACCCCUCAGUCCUUAGCCUAGACAGCGUUGCAGAGAGCCCAGAGUCGGCUGUGGCCAGAGUGGUAUCUGGGAAGGGGAAGCAGCGGAAAACAGGAAAAAAGAAGGUUAAGGACAGCUCUCAAGAUUCCUUGUCCAGUGACUUUACAGUCAAGUCCGCUUUCAAGACCCCCGGACACGGGAGGGAGCCUGUAAAGGCUUCCGAGGAAGCGGCGGAUCCGGCUUCGUCUCACAAGAGCAAGAGCCGCAAGAGUGUUCGUUCUUCUUCUUCAGACACUCGAAAGAAUUCCACAGCUUCUGACCGCUCCUCAGCACCGGCGAGAGCACUGUAUCAGUCAAAUGCUUCCCCGACCGCAUGCGGCGACGCUGCGUCGGCCUCACCCCCUUCCCGGAUGCCGCCUCGCUGUACACUGGAUGACGCGACGGAGCAGUGGCAGUUUGUCACGGAGCUUCGAACCGCUCUUCCUGCAUGGCUGUCUGCUCUCGACUCGUCCUCGGAAGACCUCCUGCACCCCGCCGUGCUACGCGCUCUGCAGGACUGUCGAUUCUUCGCUCCAACUCCCAUUCAACGUUCUGUGCUUCUCGCGGCUCUUCGAGAUCGAAAGGACAUCGUCGGCGCCGCGGAGACGGGAAGCGGGAAGACACUUGCGUACGGGGUGCCCAUUGUCUGCAACUUGCUGGCGCAAGCGCUUCGGCGAAACGAGAAAGAGAUCGAGCACAAAAACAAAACUAAGACACUAAAGAAGAAGCGGAAGAUGCGUGUGGAAGGUGGCGGCGAGGCAGCUGGCGACGCGUGGCCGAGCUCGAGUGAUGACGAGCAAGAACCGGAGGAAGCAAGUGACAGCGGAGAGGCUAGCUCGGAAGCGGGGAAGGGAGCUGGCAACAUAACAGGAGGCCCAAAGAGUGUAGGCGGCAAAGUCGAUGGGCCAGAGUGUCUUAUUGUCGUUCCAAGCCGAGAACUUGCACUUCAGGUCCAGCGCCACCUGGAGGCGCUCUGUGUCUAUACACCGCUGGCGGCUGUCUGUCUCGUCGGCGGCCUUGCCCUGCAGAAGCAGCUUCGACUUCUAGGUCAAGUGAGGCCUCAAAUCGUCAUCGGGACACCCGGACGUCUCUUCGCCGUGAUUCAGGACGCCCAAACCAGUGUGUCUCGCUCGCUGGCCCUUGGUGGAGAUAAUGGCAUCGUGGACCACGAGCCGGUCUUAGGCGAGGAGUCGAACGGGGCGGGGCACCCUGACAGAGGCACACAGAACGGAGAAGGCAACCGCCGCGGCCGUAUCGAGCGCGGUCAGGAGUUCAUGGCUUCCUUGCAUACACUCCGUUUCCUUGUGCUCGAUGAGGCGGACAGGCUAACGCAGGAAGGGUGCUUCCAGGAGAUGGAGGGUCUCCUCGACGCCAUUUACAAGGCGCAGCCUUCUCCGAAGAAGGCGAAGAACGCCGACACGAAAAGGCGGCGAGGCAACUCUCGCGAAAACGACGAAAACGCGUUCGCGCUCGGUGAGUGCCGCAAGAUUCAAACCUUUAUCUUCUCAGCGACUCUUGCUAUGGACCCCUCGAGUCGCCAAAAGAAAAAACACAGACGGGAAGCUAAAGACCGACAAAGCGUUCUGCAAGCCCUUAUGGACCGGGUGCACUUGCGAAAGAAACGCCUGGCGGUUUUUGAUCUCAGUAUAAAGGACGGGGAUACGACGAAACUCAAGCAGAGCUUAAGUCACGCAGACGAUCCAGAUUGGAAAUUCGGUAAAGCGGGCCACCCACCUGGAGAGCACAACCACGCAGCGGGACCUCUCAAGUUGCCUGACGGUCUCUCCAUCACGGCGCUGAAGACGGCCGCAGGCGAAGAGGAGCUGUAUCUGGUUCUCUUUCUGCUCAAGCUCUUUGUGUCUGCUCCCGCAAACGAGCCUCUGAAAGUCAUGAUCUUUGUCAACGCCAUCUCCUACGUCUACCGUUUAGAUCCGAUUCUCAGCCUUGUCCUGGGUCGCGACAAACACCAAGCAUGCCAGCGAGGUGGCUCCAAGGGUGCCCCUUUGGCUGAAGUCGUUGGCCUACACUCAAAUCUUCAACAGAAACAACGGCUGAAGCGCGUGGAAAGGUUCCAGAGCGCGAACCGCGCUGUGAUCGUCUGCACGGACGUCGCAUGUAGAGGUCUGGAUCUGAAGCAAGUGAAGGAGGUUAUCCACUUUCAAGCUCCUCGGUCGCCCUCUAUCUUCGUUCACAGAAGUGGACGGACAGCCCGGGCUCAGCAGUCGGGUGAAACAGUUUGCGUUUUGAGCCCGACCCAAGUCACCGAGUGGCUGCAGGUGCUGAAGCCGGUGCAGAUAAAUGUCGGAGAAUUGGACCCGCCUGCGUGCAUGCACAAAAGCUCUCGAGUGUACAGUCAGCUGACGAAAGUGAAGAGAAUUCUUGCAAUCGCAACUCAGAUUGAAUCUGCGGGACAUCACAAAGCUAAGGAACGACGGGCGACUUCAUGGUUGAAAAAGGCGGCGCAGGCGGCUGAUAUCAUGCUUGACUCUGAUAUUUCGGAAGACGAAGAGGCGUCAGCGAGGAGUGCAGCUCAGGCCAGGACGACGUCAAUUCUAAGGACGGAACUGUCUCAGCUUGUCAAAUCUCUCAAGCUCCUUUAG
Messenger RNA from Toxoplasma gondii ME49, 3247 nucleotides. Its product is annotated as DEAD/DEAH box helicase domain-containing protein. The record is from RefSeq and is a predicted model, not a curated record. Bases 416 to 3247 code for a protein of 943 amino acids. NCBI's taxonomy places the organism in Eukaryota, Apicomplexa, Conoidasida, Eucoccidiorida, Sarcocystidae. The transcript is spliced from 7 exons. Gene Ontology annotation, cellular component: nucleolus. Gene Ontology annotation, molecular function: nucleic acid binding; ATP binding; RNA helicase activity.